Molecule: messenger RNA, 630 nt
Organism: Uncinocarpus reesii 1704
Lineage: Eukaryota; Fungi; Ascomycota; Eurotiomycetes; Onygenales; Onygenaceae
Exons: 3
Coding region: 1-630 (209 amino acids)
Source: RefSeq, a predicted model, not a curated record
AUGACCAACUGGGAAUCACUACUCGCGCCUGUUUCUGCUGACGCGCCAGCAGAAGCACGGGAAUGGCUGGUUUAUAUCACUGGAGGCAAUAAAACAUGCUUUGGACGUUGUGGACGCGUCGAUGAAGAAUGGAAUGUUGGCAUUGGUGGUCAGAAAUCGAUUCCUAUGUUUGCUGCGGACCUUAGCUCCCCUUCUCUUGGUGUUCUUGACUGUGAGAAGGACAGGGUCCUUUGUUCUAUCUGGUCCGCCAACCCUCCAUCUAUCUGGCAUUUCCAGAUCCCCACCGCUCCCGAAGCUGGUCAACCCAAACCGGCCACGUCAAUUCACGACCUGUAUGUCAAUAGCACUACGGUAACCGCGGAAGAUAUCUACAAAAUCCACUCUGAGAAGCGUUGGGAAAAAGUAUCCGAGCACAACGGUUAUUUCCAUCCAAUGGAUGGAUUCCUUGCGCAGUACGGGCUUAAUGUACCGAUUGGCUACCUCGCCUUCGGUCUCAGUCAAAUUCCAAGCUGGCUUAUGAUGCUUGGUGUUAGCUUCCUCAGCCGAUCAAUGAUGAGCCGCCGUAUUAAUGCCCAGCAGCGGAGACCAGCCGCUGGUGCCACUGCACCUCAAGCGGCCGGAACGCAGUAA